AGGAGCCAGCCCGCGGCGGCCGCUGCAGCCGCUGCACAAGGACAGGAGUUCUGCCGCCGGGGCAGCUGCGGGGCACGGGCUGCUCAGCCUCGCAUUCUCUGCCUUCUCUUCUUGUCCUCCUCCUCUUCUUCCUCCUCCUCCUAUCUCCACCGCCUCUGUGCAGCUUCUAAAAAGGAUUCCCAUCUCCCAGGAAGCAGAUUUGCAAGCAUUAGCAAGCCAGAAGAAGUCACUCAUUGCUUCUAAGGGUGGAGGACACGGGAAUCUCUGAUCAAUUCCUGGCCUGGUUUUCCCGGAUGGAACAAGAGGAAGAACUGGGUGUGUCUGAACUCCAGGACUCAGGGGACAGGGGGAUGGGCUCAGAUAUCGAGGACUCGGAGGAGAGGGGGAUGGGUUCAGACCUGCAGUACAUGGAUGAGAGAGAGGACGACUCGGAGGAGAGGGAGGUGGGCUCGGACCUGCUGGACGAGAAAUACAGAGAGGAGAACUCAGAGGAGAGGGAGAUGGUGACAGACAUCUACACAGCAGAUGACAGGCUGCUCAGUGAGGAAGAAGAGGCAGCUCUCCGUGAGGAAAAUGAAGAUGAUGUGGAAGAUCCUGAGGUGGUGGAGAUGGGGAUGUUCUCAGGAUUGUCAGAGUCAGAGAGCAUAACCCAGAGUCCCAGGGAGGAGGGUGAGAGUGCUGGAGAGAGCCGCCUGGAGGAGGAGGAAGAGCCCCGGAACCCACCUUGGAGGAGACGCCUCUCCAUAGGGAAGUGCCCUCGGGAGGGCAAAUCUGCUCAGCGCCGUUUCCAUCAUCUCCAUCACCCAAUGGCUGUAGACUUUGGAGAGCUCAACAGCUUGAUGGCCAGCAUCAUGGAAGCUCCCACCAUCUGCUCCGACUGUGGCGAAAGCUUCAGCCCCGGCACAGCCUUCCUUCAGCACCAGCGCAUGCAUCGCCUAGCCCAGGCGGCCACAGUGGCUGGUGUCCAGCCUUAUGGCUUUGCUACAGAAUGUGGGGGAGUGGUGGGGAUGGUGGGGCUGGGGGGUACAGGGCCCUUGGUGCCCCGAGCCCCAGGAGAGAAGCCAUACCGAUGCGGAGAAUGCGGUAAAGGGUUCAGCCGCAAUACAUACCUGACAAACCACCUGCGUCUGCAUACGGGCGAACGCCCCAACCUGUGUUCCGACUGUGGCAAGAGCUUCAGCUGGAGGGCAGACCUGCUCAAACACCGACGUCUGCACACAGGGGAAAAGCCGUACUCGUGCCCCGAAUGUGGGGAGGCCUUCAGUCUCAGCUCCCACCUGCUGAGCCAUCGGCGGGCCCACGCCGCAGCCAAUGGAGCAGGGGCGGCUGUGUUGCGACCCUUUGCUUGCGGGGAGUGUGGUAAGGGUUUCAUGCGGCGCUCUCAUCUGGCCAAUCACCAGCGUAUCCACACUGGUGAGAAGCCGCACGGCUGCGGGGAGUGCGGCAAGCGGUUCAGCUGGCGUUCAGACCUGGUGAAGCACCAGCGUGUACAUACAGGAGAGAAGCCCUACAUGUGUUCUGAGUGUGGGGAGACAUUCAGUGUCAGUUCCCACCUCUUCACCCAUAAGCGCACUCACUCAGGGGAGCGCCCCUAUGUGUGCAGUGAAUGCGGCAAGGGAUUUGGGAGGAACUCACACCUGGUGAACCAUCUCCGGGUGCACACUGGGGAGAAGCCCUUCGGUUGUGCAGAAUGUGAGAAACGCUUCAGUGACUUCUCUACCCUCACCCAGCACCAGCGCACCCACACUGGAGAAAAGCCCUAUGCCUGCGUUGAGUGUGGCAAGAGCUUCAUCCAGAGUUCCCACCUCAUCCGCCACCGACGCAUCCACACUGGAGACAAGCCACACAAGUGUACCAGCUGCGGGAAAGGCUUUCGCUACAAAACCCACCUGGCCCAGCAUCAGAAGCUGCACCUCUGCUAGGGUUUGUGGGGAGUGAUAUGGAUGGGGGUGGGGGUGGGACGUGGAAGGUCACCAGUUUGGGAGUGAGCAUGUGGGGAGAAGGGCACAUAUUCUCUAAAACAGGGAGUCCCUGAAAGUUGGAUAUUCUCUGGGGAGGCUUAUGGAGUAAAGGGUGGAACCCCAAAGUAUCAUGGGGACAUUUGAGGAGGAAGGGUUGGGGGGGGGAGUUUCUAGUAGUUUCAAUUAAAAAAAAAUCAGGAUAGAGAUCUGUAAUUGCCCCUUUACUCCCUCUCAUAAGAAAGGCGGUUGGAAUGAGCCACACAGUCAAGUCCUUUAUUGGGUAUGGUCAUUAAAGUGGUCAUUUUGGAGUCACCAAGAAAGGGGAUGGAGACUGAUGGGAGGGAAGAGAGAAGGCUAGUAUUGAGAGGGAAGGAGUGAAAAAGAGGAAGACAGCAAAUAGGGUCUUAAAUCAGGGAAGUGUGUGGUUACUAUGGAGGUGAAGGGAGGGAGAGAAAAACUGCAGGAAGGGAAAGGGAGGCAGUGAUUUGUGUUUCCUGGUUUAGGAUCCUUCUUUAACAGGUGCUCUAAUAAUUAAUUAAUGGUCCACCCCCUCAGGACUCCCUAUAGCCAUCUACAAAUCCUUCCUCUUCAACUUUUCCCUCUUCAGCCAAGGAAGGUAAAAUGUCACAUUAGGACUGGAAGGGAAAGUUUCAUUUCCUCCAUCCAUCCCUUUUCCCCUGGGCCAUAUUUAGCUGCUAUUUUGAGGCUUCCAGGGAAAUUGGAGUGAAAAGUAGCACAUUUCAAGGGAGAAAUUAGUAUCUGUGGAGAGAGAGCGGAGCCACUUCAUGAUUUGCUUUCUUUCGGCUUUUAUAGCCAGCGCAGCUUCUGCUACCGGUUUUCUGGUAUCCUCACCUGGUCCUCUGCCCAUGUACCAAAUAUACCCCACCUCUGUCUUGGAGUUUGAGUAGUAGGUCCAUGAUUUAUAUGAGGCCACACAUGUGUAACUUUAACGGAAGGGAGGCGGCCCUAAUCUGGAAUUCUGGGUUUGUUUUUCCUCAGUACAGUAUAAUGCUGGCUUUUUCAUGUAAACCUCAGAUAAUCUCGGCAGUGGAAACUCCAGCGGCAUUUUCCCACUUUGCUGGCCUCCUCUGAGGAUCCCAGGAGAGCAAAUCCACCAAGUUCAUUUUCCUUUCAUUCCUCUCUCGUUUUGCUUCUCACUUCUUGCCUUCCCCAGUUGAAGGCGAAGGAGAAACCCUGGGCUCUCCACAGUCCAGCUUUGCUCUGUUGGUAGUUCACAGAAGAAAUGUGGGGGAUGUUCCCUAAAAGAAGACCUUCUUUAUGGUACCACAGUGGGCAGUGGUUGGGAAAAGUAUAAAUGCAAACACUUAGGUAGCACCAGCAAAGAUUGCAUCCUGUUGGUGCUAACACAAAUGCCAAAUAGCACUUUUUAUACUUAGAAAGGUGUAUCAUUUUUGUUAGCAGAGCCAUUCAUCACAUUGCUUGUGAGAUCCAUCAGUAUUAUAGCCCCUGCCUUUUUUUUUCUUUUUUUUUUUUUUUUUGGGUGAGGCAAUUGAGGUUAAGUGACUUGUCAAAGGUCACGCAGCUAGUAAGUGUCAAGUGUCUGAGGCUGGAUUUGAACUCAGGUCCUCCUGACUCCAGGGCUGGUGCUCUAUCCACUGUGCCACCUAGCUGCCCCUUAUCCCCUGUGUUAAAGAAGACCAAGGUAUGGAAACCUGAUCCCCAAGAGAGGCCAGGGUACAUCUGAUAGAUCUAGGCUGGCCUCUCUCUGCUUUGAGUUCUGACUAACUGGGAAAAUUGUUGCCUAUUUCGAGUGCUUUUUCUAAAUUCUUGGGAAAAUCUAGGGCUAAUCUAGAAAGGAACAGGGAAGGCAUUACCUCAUGUGUAAGACUGGCCUUUUUUAGCCAUGUGUUAACAAAAGCAUUCUGGAUCAAAAACACCUUUAGAAGGGGAACAAGUUAAAAAUAAAGUGGACCAGUAAGUGCCCUUUAUCUCCCAUGGACUCUGCUUUGGGAAUUCCAACUCCAAGACUAUCAUUGAAGCUCUUGACAGGGUUGGCACAGGUUGGCUAAGGAUUUCCUUAGAAUUAAUGUGGGCAGUUUUAUCCUGGGAGAACUUGAAGGGAACUAUACAAAAAGGGCAUGUUUAUACUACUGCAAACAAAAACCCAUCAACUUAAACAUUUCAUUUUUAAUUGAAUUGAGUUGAGAAUUCUGGUCUGUUGCAUAUGCCCUGGUAACUGUACCACUCGUGUCUCACAGGUGCAAAUGAACAUUUGAAUUAUCAAUGGAAUUUUGGAAGGCUUUCCCCUCCCCCCCCCCCGAAAAAAAACCAAAACAAAA
Molecule: messenger RNA, 4261 nt
Organism: Dromiciops gliroides (monito del monte)
Lineage: Eukaryota; Metazoa; Chordata; Mammalia; Microbiotheria; Microbiotheriidae
Gene: ZNF697
Product: zinc finger protein 697
Exons: 4
Coding region: 294-1922 (542 amino acids)
Biological process (GO): negative regulation of transcription by RNA polymerase II
Molecular function (GO): DNA-binding transcription repressor activity, RNA polymerase II-specific
Source: RefSeq, a predicted model, not a curated record